AUGAAGCACGAAAAGAAAGAUAUCAUCGUUGACGCCCUGGGGUCUCAUGAUGCUGAAGAUAGAACAGCUACUGCUAUCUUGCGUAAGAAGAAGAAGGAUAAUGCUCUUUUAGUUGACGAUGCCACUAAUGAUGAUAAUUCAGUGAUUACCAUGUCAUCCAACACUAUGGAAUUAUUACAAUUAUUCCGUGGUGACACUGUUAUUGUUAAGGGUAAACGGAGAAAGGAUACUGUUUUGAUCGUUCUCGCCGAUGAUGACAUGGAAGACGGUGUCGCUAGAAUCAACCGUGUUGCUCGUCACAAUUUAAGAGUUCGUUUAGGUGAUAUUGUUACCGUUCACCCUUGUCCUGAUAUCAAGUACGCUAAUAGAAUUUCGGUUUUACCUAUAGCUGAUACCGUCGAAGGAUUGACAGGUUCACUUUUCGACAUGUAUUUGAAGCCUUACUACGUGGAAGCUUAUAGACCCGUUAGAAAGGGUGAUUUGUUCACUGUUAGAGGAGGUAUGAGACAAGUGGAAUUCAAAGUUAUGGAUGUUGAUCCCGAUGAAAUUGCCAUUGUGGCUCAAGAUACAAUUAUUCAUUGUGAAGGAGAACCAAUCAAUAGAGAAGAUGAAGAAAGUAGUAUCAAUGAAGUUGGUUAUGAUGAUAUUGGUGGUUGUAAGAAACAAAUGGCUCAGAUUAGAGAAUUGGUUGAAUUACCUUUAAGACAUCCUCAAUUAUUCAAGUCUAUUGGUAUAAAACCUCCAAGAGGUAUCUUGAUGUAUGGUCCUCCUGGUACUGGUAAGACUAUUAUGGCAAGAGCUGUUGCUAAUGAAACAGGUGCCUUCUUCUUCUUAAUCAAUGGUCCUGAAAUUAUGUCCAAGAUGGCUGGUGAAUCUGAAUCUAACUUGAGAAAGGCUUUUGAAGAAGCUGAAAAGAAUGCUCCUGCCAUCAUUUUCAUUGAUGAAAUCGAUUCCAUUGCCCCAAAGAGAGAUAAGACCAAUGGUGAAGUCGAAAGAAGAGUUGUGUCUCAAUUAUUGACUUUAAUGGAUGGUAUGAAGGCUAGAUCAAACGUUGUUGUUAUUGCUGCAACCAACAGACCAAACUCCAUUGAUCCUGCUUUAAGAAGAUUCGGUAGAUUUGAUAGAGAAGUCGAUAUUGGAGUUCCUGAUGCUGCUGGUCGUUUGGAGAUCUUGAGAAUCCACAGUAAGAACAUGAAGUUGGCUGAUGAUGUUGAUUUGGAAGCUAUUGCACUGGAAACUCACGGUUUUGUUGGUGCUGAUAUUGCUUCAUUGUGUAGUGAAGCAGCUAUGCAACAAAUUCGAGAAAAGAUGGAUUUGAUUGAUUUGGAAGAAGACACCAUUGAUGCUGAAAUUUUGGAUUCAUUGGGAGUUACAAUGGAUAACUUCAGAUUUGCUUUGGGUAAUGCUAAUCCAUCCGCUUUACGUGAAACUGUUGUUGAAAAUGUUAAUGUUACUUGGGAUGACAUUGGUGGAUUGGAUGACAUUAAGGAUGAAUUGAAGGAGACAGUUGAGUACCCUGUUUUACAUCCUGAACAAUAUCAAAAGUUUGGGUUGGCUCCUACAAAGGGUGUAUUGUUCUUUGGUCCUCCGGGUACUGGUAAGACUUUGUUGGCCAAGGCAGUUGCUACUGAAGUUUCUGCUAACUUUAUUUCUGUGAAGGGUCCUGAAUUGUUGAGUAUGUGGUAUGGUGAAUCCGAAUCUAAUAUUAGAGACAUUUUCGAUAAGGCAAGAGCUGCAGCUCCAACAGUUGUGUUUUUGGAUGAAUUAGAUUCUAUUGCAAAGGCAAGAGGAGGAGCUCAUGGAGGUGAUGCUGGUGGAGCUUCUGAUCGUGUUGUCAAUCAAUUAUUGACUGAAAUGGAUGGUAUGAAUGCCAAGAAGAAUGUUUUUGUUAUUGGUGCUACUAAUAGACCUGAUCAAAUUGAUCCUGCUUUGUUAAGACCUGGUAGAUUGGAUCAAUUGAUUUAUGUUCCAUUACCAGAUGAAGCUGCCAGAUUGUCUAUUUUACAAGCUCAAUUAAGAAAUACACCAUUGGAGCCUGGUUUAGAAUUAAGUCUGAUUGCCAAGAUUACCAAUGGAUUCUCUGGUGCUGAUUUAUCAUAUAUUGUUCAAAGAUCUGCCAAAUUUGCUAUUAAGGAUUCAAUUGAAGCUGAGAUAAAAAGAAAGAAGGAAAAGGAAGCCAAGGAAGGGGAAGAUGUUGAGAUGAAGAUUGAAGGUGAAACUGAAGGAGGUGCGGCUGCUGAAGAAGAAGAAGAGGAAGAAGAUCCUGUUCCAUUUAUUACUAAGGAACAUUUCAAGGAAGCCAUGAAAACAGCCAAGAGAUCGGUUUCAGAUGCUGAAUUGCGUCGUUAUGAAGCAUAUGCACAGCAAUUGCAAGCAUCCAGAGGUCAAUUUGCCAACUUUAAUUUCAAUAGCAAUUCAUCUGGAGCCACUCAAUCCGAAGCUGAAGGCAAUUCUGGAGCUGCAUUUGCAGCUGAUGAUGAAGAAGAUUUAUACAGCUAG
Molecule: messenger RNA, 2499 nt
Organism: Lizanozyma spartinae
Lineage: Eukaryota; Fungi; Ascomycota; Pichiomycetes; Serinales; Debaryomycetaceae
Gene: CDC48
Product: AAA family ATPase
Exons: 1
Coding region: 1-2499 (832 amino acids)
Biological process (GO): mitotic spindle disassembly; autophagosome maturation; retrograde protein transport, ER to cytosol
Cellular component (GO): cytosol; nucleus; VCP-NPL4-UFD1 AAA ATPase complex
Molecular function (GO): ATP binding; ATP hydrolysis activity; polyubiquitin modification-dependent protein binding
Source: RefSeq, a predicted model, not a curated record